ACGUCAAAAAAAUAAACAUUGAAAAUUGUGCAAAUUGAUACUUGAUCUCGGAUUGUAAAAAUCGGAUUAAUCGCUUUUGUAGUUCUGAGUGAUCAUUAAAAUUUCGAAAAAGAGCUUCGGAAAAGUUUUUUUGCGUUCGCUCACGCGAAUCGCAGAAAGUAGAACUGCACGGUAGUCGGAAUGAUUGAGUUUAGGACGAAACCACGACGUGUUGGUUCCGAGUUUAGUGCAUAUUUUAUUUUAGUUUGCUUGGUUGCCCUGUUAGAUCAUAACUGCUGCAAUGGAGAAUCAACGGAUAUUGAAUUGGAUGCGAAGGCUAAUAAGAUGCACCAGAUUGAUAGCCUAAACUUGCUAUUGUACACGUUUCUAUUAACGUUGACCGUGCUCACCAUUUGGCUCUUCAAACAUCGUCGGGUUUCAUGGCUUCACGAAACUGGACUAGCCGUCAUUUACGGUCUCAUCGUGGGGGCCAUUAUACGUUAUGCGGGCACUACAACACCAAUAACGCACGUGGUUGUGGAACCUGAGCCAGAUGUCAAAUACAAUCAAAGCCUUCCACCAGAUACACUAUGGCUGACGUUUCCCGGAAAACUUCCGUAUGAUAUCGACUCACCGGUUCGCACAAAUAAAAGUUAUUCGUACAGUUUCCGAGGUGAAGUUGCCAAGCUAGAGGAGAAUGAAAUAGAUUUGAAAGCGACCUUCGAUCCAGAAAUCUUCUUCAACAUUAUCUUGCCCCCGAUCAUCUUUCAUGCAGGAUACAGUCUUAAAAGGAAAUAUUUUUUCCGCAACCUGGGAGCUAUAUUAACAUUCGCUAUAAUUGGGACGACCCUGUCUGCAUUUUUAAUCGGCGCGUUAAUGUAUGGAUUCGCCCAGAUGAUGCCAAAGUUGAGCGCCAGUUUCACAUUUCUCGAUAUGCUCUAUUUUGGAGCACUUAUCUCACCGACUGAUCCACUGACAAUACUAGCAAUAUUUAGCGAUUUGAAUGUCGAUGUUAAUCUGUAUGCCUUGGUGUUUGGCGAAAGUGUUUUGAAUGAUGCAGUUUCGCUUGUACUUAGCGGCGCAAUUCAAAACUACGGCGAACACUACUCAAGUACCGGUGACUUUGAGGGUCAUGCGUUUCUCAGAUCGCUGGGAGAUUUCUUUAGUGUAUUUUUCUUCUCGCUUCUGAUUGGAGCAUCGAUGGGUUGUAUUACGGCACUCAUGACCAAAUUUACCCAUAUUCGUGAUUUCCCAUUACUUGAAUCGGCACUUUUCGUACUGAUGUCGUACAGUACUUUUCUAAUAGCAGAAGCAGCUGAGCUGACAGGCGUGGUUGCUGUACUAUUUUGUGGUAUUUGCCAAGCUCACUAUACGUACAACAAUCUGUCGGAUGAUUCACGGACUCGAACAAAACAGAUUUUUGAAUUGUUAAAUUUCCUCGCAGAGAAUUUCAUAUUCUCAUAUAUCGGUGUAUCGAUGUUCACUUUCCCCAAGCACCAUUUUGAUCCUCUGUUCAUUUUUACAGGUUUCAUAUGUGCAGCUAUAGGCCGAGCUGUGAAUAUCUAUCCUCUUUCGGCAUUACUUAACAUUGCUAGGAAACCAAAGAUUUCAUGGAAUUUUCAACAUAUGCUUUUCUUUGCUGGUCUUAGAGGGGCUAUGUCAUUUGCUCUAGCAAUUAGAAAUACUGUAUCCGACGCACGUCAAGCUAUGCUAACAACGACUUCACUAAUUGUCAUUGCCACCGUUAUAAUUCAGGGAGGUGCAGCGAAUUUCCUGCUAAACUGGUUAAAAAUACCAAUCGGUGUUGAUGACGAAACAGAGGCUUUACCGUAUCAAGGUGUCAGAAGCGUCUACAAUUCAAUGGAGAACACAACCGGGUCUCUCGACGUGGGCCUAAAUUUGAGUCAGCUGCAGGUCAAUAGAAGGACCAGUUCAUUGGAUCUCGAGAACCAAGACAGCGAAGGAGUGACUACUCCUGGAGGAACUAGAAGAGGAAACGAGAAAGCUGUGCUUGCUCGUGUUUGGGGCAAUUUUGACACGAGAUAUAUGAAACCGCUGUUGACUCAUUCCCGUCCAACACUAUUGGAAACACUCCCGGUAUGCCUCAGUCCGAUUGCUAGGUUACUAACCACGACCGAGCAAUUGACACAGGAGGGCCCAACGAGGCGUGCGGAUUCGGACUCGGAUUUGUGUAUCGAUGACGACGAUCGUGCUUCGCGAGGUGAUGGCACCAUUCGACGAAAUUCGAUCAAUCGUCCUAAAAUGAGAAAAUAGUAUCCAUGGUUGUUUUGUUAGAAGAUUAAGAAAAUAACAGAAAUCGAGUAAAUCAUAUUCUGUUGUGUCCACCAAAUUGUAUAUAUUCUAGCCAAUAUCCUAUUGAAUUACACUAAAAUUAGAAUAUUUUAAGUUGAUUCGUACCAUUCAGGUGCGAUUUGAACAAUCUCUGGAAACACAAAAAAAUGGAAUUACGAUACAGACUGUGCAACUUAAGUUGACCUAUUCAGUGGUGCUAAACGAAACACUGAUGAGAAGAUAUGUAUUGAAUAUAGUAUCUAGAGCAUUAAAAAUUGAAAAUUAUGUGAAAUUGCUAUACAACUCGUUUUGAUAGGUUACCCGUACUUUGUAUCAUAUCAAACGACCUCUUUGUUCUCCCCAGAGGAAAGAUAAACUUCUUCCAUGCAUUCUAUCAACUGACGUUUUCUGAUUGUUAUCGAAAUGUUCUAUCAAUCUCUAUGUACUAUACCAAACAAAAAAAAAACUUUAGUUAAAUUAUGUUUGAUGUUAUCUUUAUUCGCGUUGUUUCUUGUUAUGUAUUUUUUCCUUUGGAAAUAGGAGGGAAGAGGUCAAAAGGUCAGUUUCCUGUGCUCGUAAGAAAUUCAAUUGGACUUUUCAAAUGUAGUCCAAAAAUUAAUCUCGUUUUCUGAAGAACUGCUCUAUGAUCAAUUUGAUGAUUUUAAUUCGAUAUUUUAAAUAGAAACCAGAUUGACCCUAACUUAGUUGUAACAAUUUUAUGGGAGAUUACUGUAUAAUCUUAGUUGGCAAAUUCGUUGAGGAUAGUAAGAUUGUAAGAAAUAUUCAAAAAUGCCAUUUUUGUGAAUAUUUUAGAGUUCUAAUUUUACUUAGAAGGGAAGCAUGAUUGUAGUUUCGUUAACCAGAAUUCGAAUCAAGAGAAUAAUAAUUUCGAAAAUGAGUUCAAUAUUGAUACAUCCCGGACCUUAAUUCGCAAUGUCUACAUGAUCAACAUUCCCGGAUUGGUGGUUCAAUGCAUAAUUCACCAUGUACAGGGCCGCCGAGAAGGGAGGGAGAAAGGGGGAAUUCCCCCGGGGCAGGACUUUUUCAGAGUGUCCGGAAAUUCGAAGAUUUAGAAAUAUUUCUUAUUGCUCAUAAUUAAAUCAUAUCUUCGAACCUUUUUUCUCUUUGCUUGUUCAAAUCCCCCCAAGCCCGGCGGCCCUGACCAUGUGUCGUGUGUUCGAGACUCGAUCUGGAACGAUUCUUAGUGUCAAUAUACGCUAAGAUAUCGGUUGAAACACAGAAUGUUCGAAUUCCACAAAUAAAUGUCAUACCUAGACUUUGUGUUCUUAUAAAAAAUCGACACUUUCUGAACUGGUAUCUUGAUUCGGGGCACAAACUGUAUCGCCAUCUAUUUCUUAGAUGUAUAGGUAAAAAAGUGCCAAUAUGCAUAACGGAUUCAUCGAAGCAUGUUUGCCUGAGCGGUUGAACGCUAGUUAAAUUAAUUUCACAAACUCUUAAGUUUAUGUCCAAAGCAUAGCUGGCUGGAUUUUAGGUUAUGUGAAACGUCCAAUUAAAAAUAUUUUAAUUGAAAACAACCUCUUGAUUUGAACGAAAAUGAAUAUUGGCAGAAUCUGUGAUGAUACACAACAAUGAUUUAUAAUUUAUAAUUAGUUUUAGUACUUAAUUGUUAAGUUUUUUUCUGUCAGUUUUCAUAGAAAGCACGCGUUAAUAAAUAUUCAAAAAAAGCAGUGAAAAAUGGAAUACGUUCGCUAAAAAAACAUGAAAAUUUUUCCUCAGAGAGGCUAGGUUUUAAUCAAAUGUACCAUAUUAGGUUUUUAGACUAUUGCGGUGUCAUAAAUGAGAGUUCUACUGAACAGAGUUACAAGAAUCGAUUAUGUUUCACGAUGUUGAUAAUGUUGAAAUAGAAGUGGUGUUUCCACGAGUGUACAUGAUUUGAGAAUAUUAGCCCUUAGAUACCAAUCAAUCAUGAAACGAGUGAAUAUUUGCCCCAAAUACAGUGUCCUAUGCGA
Molecule: messenger RNA, 4241 nt
Organism: Malaya genurostris
Lineage: Eukaryota; Metazoa; Arthropoda; Insecta; Diptera; Culicidae
Gene: Nhe3
Product: sodium/hydrogen exchanger 7
Exons: 14
Coding region: 181-2253 (690 amino acids)
Biological process (GO): sodium ion transport; regulation of pH; proton transmembrane transport
Cellular component (GO): recycling endosome; membrane
Molecular function (GO): sodium:proton antiporter activity
Source: RefSeq, a predicted model, not a curated record